Molecule: messenger RNA, 2586 nt
Organism: Egretta garzetta (little egret)
Lineage: Eukaryota; Metazoa; Chordata; Aves; Pelecaniformes; Ardeidae
Gene: GLRX2
Product: glutaredoxin 2
Exons: 4
Coding region: 59-619 (186 amino acids)
Source: RefSeq, a predicted model, not a curated record
ACUGCAGGGGGGUUGGGCUAGGUGACCUCUAAAGGUCCUUCCCAACCCAAAACAUUCUAUGAUUCCUUUGAUGAAAACGAGCGUGGGCUCUUCUGUUAGAGUUGGGUUGCAACGUUGCACACAGCCCAGUGUCAGAUUCAACACUUGUGUCUGUAUCAUCCUCGGGAGAAACAGAAGGCUCUCUCUUGCGAAGGCAGCGGCCUUGGUUAUCCUUAGAGUCUGCAACAGCCACCUCUGUUUUCAUCUUCCUGCAGGCACAAUGGGGAAUAUUCUGCCUACUUCUGUAGGAUUGUCUAAUGAUGCUGCUGUGAAUCAAAUACAGGAGAUUAUUUCAGACAACUGUGUGGUGAUUUUCUCUAAAACAACAUGCUUCUACUGCAAAAUGACAAAAAAACUUUUUGAUGGUAUGAACGUCAAUUAUACAGCUGUAGAACUGGACAUGAGUACAAAUGGGAGUCAGUUCCAAGACAUUCUUGAACAGAUGACUGGUGGCAGAACAGUCCCAAGAGUGUUUGUCAAUGGGACUUUUGUUGGAGGUGCUACAGAUACUCAGAGGCUUCAUGAGGAAGGCAAACUGCUUCCCUUAGUUCAUCAAUGUCAAGCAAAAAGAAAAUCCUGAUAGCCAUCUAGCUCAGCUUAGUCUUCCUUUGUAUAAACAGAAUUUCAGACAAGUUAGAAGAUCAAAGAUACACUGCAUCAGCUGGACUCAACUUCAGGCCAUGGGUUUCUGAAUCACAGAUCAUUCUCUCACACAGACUUUAUGGACUUGGCAAGUUACUUCAUGUCCUUGCCUCAGCUUUACCACAACCAAAAUGGUGAUAAAAAAAGUCCUGUAACUCUUGGGGCUCUAAGUGUGAGAUAGUGGUGUCAUUUUAUUGCUAUUACAUCCUGAUACUAUGCUUUGAAGAAGAAUCCUGUAUUUUUUUUGCUACAAAUUAGUUUGCUUUCUAGCUUUGUUCCAAUAGUAACAAUAAUGGGUCAGUUUAAUUUAAUGAUUCCUUUAAAUUUAAUUUUCUGAAUGUCAAGUUGUAAUCAUGAAGUAAGUAUGAAGCAAACAAAGUUUUCAGUGAUAUUGCUGCAUGCAUGUCUGCCUCGUACAUUUCAGUGCCUGAUCACCUAGCUACCACAUUAUGUGUCCGGUUGCUACAGAAGAGGGAAUAAAGAUUCUUGCAGCUUUACUCUGCCCUAUGAAGUAUCAGCCUCUACAGUGUCAUUCACGAAUGGAUAUCCUUCUAGGGGAGCCAGACUGCUCACUGUCACUAAACCGUGCAGCUACAAGCUAUGUUAUGAUCAAUCCAGCAUUAUUACGAAACAUAAGACCAAGUAAAAUGGGUCUAAUAUGCAUAGAGUUUAUUUAGUACUUAAAUUCUACAGUCAGAAUGCAGUUUACUAGCGAUUUUAACUUGCAGUUAAACGCCUAAAAGAAAUGUCUAAAAUUCAAUAGUUUUGGUACAAUGUACAUCCAAAGCCAGACCAGGCAUUGCCAAGACUCGGGUAUUUCAAGAACGUUCAUAUGCAAGUAGAAAAUUAUAUUCCAUUCACCAUUACACUACUAAAGGUGCACAGUGUAGAAUAAAAACGUUAGUCAAUGCAUUUUUACUCGCUUCUUGUGAAUAAGACUCCUAUUAUUUCCAUUGCUUUCAGCACUGCAUGCACCUAAAUUACUUUUUUCCCCCCUCAAGGGAAAAAAGCAUCACAUGCUUUAUGAAAAAAGCACCACCUUUCUCUUGAACUCCAGAUAACUAGGACUGCAAGAGCAUCAUUUAAAUUCGACAGCUUCAUUUUUGUGAUGCGGGUUUGAAAUAAGUUUAAACCACAGCAUUUGUAGAAAGUCUUCAGUCUACAGUUACCUGCACUGUGCAUCUUUAACGUGUAAUGAGCUAAUUAAACACACCAACCUUGUUAUGUUUUUAGUAUUGCGGUUUACUGUAUUUUGCUAGUUUCAUCACUGCCUUAUUAAAAUUUCGUUUACGAGGACAUGCUUAUCAAAGUAAACACACACAAAUGUGCAUCUCUCCCUAAAUUUAUACUUAAUAAAGCAAUUUUUUUUGCACAUACAGUGGUAACCAAGUAUUCAUCUCUGUAGAAUUCUUAGGCCGGUUAAGUUUUCUCAGAAGAUUAACAAUAAUUUUGCCCCUGAAAGCUGGUGAAUCCAUCGUGUAAAAAUAAUAGUAUGCAAAGGAAUUUUUCAGACCUUUUAAUUUUGUUCCCUGUUUUUUUUUUUAAAAAAAGUCCCAAAAUAGUAGUCUAAAAUAACCCUUUGAGUUCUAAGUUUCAGAAAACCCAGGGCACUGUCACUUAAGGCAACAUUCUAUUCCAACUGUUGAGGAAACAUGCUGUAUGCCUGCAGAUCCAAGUGAGUGCCCGUUUAUUAAAGAAGAUAACAUCUUAAGGCACUCAAAGGGUUAAUUGCGUUUCUUUUUAACCAUAUUAAGGCUCCCCAUCCAAACAGUUUCUCAUUAAUUUUGUAUCAUUUCGUAGAAAGUAGCAGCAAGACAGUGCCUUCGUUAUUGGAUGGCACAAAGCCAUAUUAUGUUUAAGUUAUUUAAACAUGAUAUGGCAGUUAAAGUGUGGUUCUACUCUAGG